AUUCUUCAUAGAGGGCGCUUACCACCAAGACGAGAAUUGUUGAUAAUUUGUCAGAAUUAUUGUUAUUCAGAAGAGAAUUUUUCACAUCAUCAAAUUGAUUGGACUUGAUUUUUCAAGAUGGGUUUCUUCGCUGGAUUUGCUCGACUUUUAGUCAUUGUUUUCAACUUCAUCUUUUGGCUUUCUGGAGCUGCGAUUCUUGGAGUGGGCAUCUGGUUCCUGGUGGACCCGAACAUGGAGUCUUACCUGGGCAUCGUGAAGAUCAACGCAGACCAGAGUCUCACGAAUGCGGCCUACAUUCUCAUUGGCUUCGGAAGCUUCAUCUUCCUCGUCGGCUUCUGUGGGUGCUGUGGAGCCAUCAGGAACAGCAAGUGUCUACUUGGCUUCUACAUCUUCUUUUUGGUGUUAGUGUUCGCAGGAGAGCUUGGAACUGGAAUCCUGGUGAUUAUUUACAAGUCUGAGGUUGAAAGUCAACUGCAGGUGGAACUUGUGAAAAGCAUUAAAGAAAAAUACACAGACCCAGCUACCAAAGAGUCAUGGGAUAAGGCUCAGAAGGAGCUGAAAUGUUGUGGCUAUGAAGGACCAAAUGAUUACAACAACAGCGUUUGGCAGAAGGAGAAUACUCCUAAGAAGAUUCCUAAAUCUUGCUGUGUUUUGGAUGCUCAAGAAAAAAUAACUAAUGAGGCAGAUUGUCAGAGCAUGACUGCGGAUUUCCAUGAUACAGGCUGCAAAGAGUCUCUGAAAAGCUGGAUCAACAGUAAGAGCAUUAUUCUCAUCGGAAUUGGCUGUGGAAUGGCUGGGCUACAGAUAUUUGGACUCCUAUUUGCAAUUUUCUUGUGCCGGAAAGUUGACAAAGAAGAGUAAUACAGGAUCUUAAUAGGAAGCGAACAACCACAACAACAUAUGAAGAAGAAACAAGCCCAACACUUUUUAAUAUGUCCUGAAUUGACACUACUAUUUGUCUUUUAAAUUAAUCUGUUACAACUAGAGCUGUCAGUUAAUGCUUGUGCAGUAUUUCAUUUAUUACUUACAGAAAUACACAUAUAUUUAAAUAUCAUAUAUAUGGCAGUAAAUGAAUGCUAAAAUUAUAGUAGUUUGAAAAUCCUAGCUUAGUCUAAAUUGUCCCCUCUAAAAUGUGGUGACUGUCGCUGAACAUUGUAAAACGUGCGUCAUUCCAAAGCAUUUUGGUUGAUAGAUAAUUGGAGAUCAUAUUGUGGCUCCAGGUUUUUGCGAAAAGGUGACGUGUUGACAGACUACAUAACACAAUCAUGAAUCAUUCAAUCACUGAAGUUGGUGUAAUACCAGGUCAUAGCUGUUGAUAGUAAAACUGAGAAUGUUUUUAAUUGUUACAUCAUUUUUUAAAAACCCAGUUUUUGUUAAUGUAUAUCAGAGUGGUGAAGGUAUCUAUACAAGACAGGAAACACGAAGAGCUAAAUACAUAUUUAAAAAUACUGGAAUUAAGAUUUUCCCUAAUUUCUUAUACAUUUCCACUCUUUAUUAUUCAUGCCUUAGUACUUAAGCGAGUUAGUUGGUCUACGUGAAUAUGACAGUAUAUUGAAUUCAUGUUCUAGAAUUGUCCAACUUUGAUAAGCACCAACAACAAAACAAAUUCAAACAAAUAUAUAUAUAUAUAUAUGAGAUUUUAUAUUUAACAUUUUGUUAAUAUCAGAAUUAUUUUAUUCCCCCAUUCAAGAUAAUGAUUGCCUUUGUUUUCUUCGAACCAGACAUUUUGUUAUUGUGUUUGAUAGUAACUUUUGAAUGUCAUUGGAUUGACUUGGCAAAUCACAGGGUUUACAAUUUUGUAUACAAAAGGCAAAUCGGGCAGGCUGCAAAAUGACCGGGUUCGCAUCGCAAAAAGCGAUGCAAAAUCUUGCGAUCGCGAUGCAAUAUUGUAACAAUGACUAGCAGUUUGCGAUGCAUGUUUUUUGUAACCAAAUUGAUCUUUGAAUUGAGAUCGCGGGAGAAGAACGCACUUAGGGGUGUCGAUUUUCCGUGAUCGCAGCCAAGGUACAUGUAACUGAUUCGCCAAUGAUAAACAUUUGUAACAUUUAUCUCAGUGUACAACCUUUUCGCGUGUGUUAGUAUUUCAAAUAGAAAAUACUGUCGGAAUACGCGGAGGAUGUUUGACGUUUUAACAACAGUGACGUAACGUACUAGUUUCUACGUCAUCGUGGUAACCUAAUUUGCAAGCAGCUAUGAUAUUGUACACUGAACUUGUAGCCUACCGUGCACGUAAAUAUAUUAUGUUCACGAAUUAAAUAUACCGCGAACAUGCUGAUAGCUCCGCGAAUUUAAUUACGCGUUAACUUAUUUCCGAUUUAGCUUUGAAUAAUGCCUAUAGAUACAAAACACAUAGCGCAUUGCAUGCACUUUAUUUUUAUCGUCAAAUUACCUGCCACAUGGUUUUAUACUACAAGUGACACUUGGUGCUAUGCAUGAUCUGCGUUCAGCGAUAGCCAGUAGUCAAAAUGUCUGAUAAUUAUUUUGACCGGUUUUCGAAGUGGUCGUUCGGUUUAACUUGUUGCGUAAAAAACCGUGUGACAAACAUUAGCGACAAACGACUGGCUGAACUCACGUCUGGUAUCUCGUGACUACAAGAUUUCAGUUUGUUGUUUUUACACUGAUUAUUCUUAUAUUCGAUACAUACUUGUGGCUUUCGUUAUUUGUAUACCUAAAUGCAACCUAUGAAUACUACUAAUAAAUAGUAUUUGGUGUAGUUUGUGAUUUUUCAAGUUUUCUUCAUCAUGUAUUAUCAUGCGGACAAGACAUACAUGCGGACAAGACUAACGGCACACGGACCGCAUGGCGAGAAUGUCUCGAGUAUAAUUAUAUCGUACGUGAAACUGUCAUUGAAAGGAGUUCAGUUGAUAUUGGUCGUUUUUAUUUUAUUAUUGGCAAAAACUAUCGUGAAAAUGUAAAAUGAAAGCUUGAUCGCGAAUUAUUUUAGCCGCGAAAAUGUUUGCGUAUACAUACGGUAUUAUCGACUAAUUAACAGCUUGGCGUUUUUAAUUUCGAAUUGCCUCGACAAAUAAUGUUCCGGUAAAAUACGUAUAUAUAUCGUUUAAGAAUUGUCAAUUUUCAUAACAAAAAUGAACACCGAAUACGUCGGAAUGAUCAGCCAAAUGAGGAAUUUUUCUCGGGCUUCAAUCGCACUUUGGAUCAGACAUACAAAUCAACUCAGGAAAGACUAAAAAAUCACUUUGAACAAGUUAGAUGACCAAGCUGCUUAGCAUAACCAUUGACAAAUAUUAUUCAGAAAUAUGUUGUACUAUAAAAAUUAAACCCUGACAUUUCUAUGCUAUUUUCUAUAUAGCCAAAAAACCCAAAGUGAGAUUCUCUGGGUGUGUGGAGGGGGGAGGCAACUGCCCUCCUUGACCUCCGGAGGAUACGGCCUUGUAAACAAGUGACAGUGAUGACCCUUCACAUGUACUGUUCUGUACUUGUUUUAUUUUGGGGUAAGCAACCCACAAUACAGAUACAUGUAUAAGAAAUAUGCAAUUUUAUUGAAAAGAAUGUGUUUUAUUCAUGUUUACUCAUUUUAUUAAAGCGCUAAUCAAAUUCCAAUAGUUGCUAAUCAAUUCUCCAUCCAGUAGGAAAAACUGCUAAUCAAAAUUUUAAAAACAAAUUGCACCCUGUCGGGUAAUUUUUGGAAACUGGUAUAGGUGUCCAUGGUUUAUACUUGAUAUCGGUACAUUAUCAUAGCUGUUUUAAGGUUUCCUUUUUUAGUACAUAACUGUUACUUAUUUCUUCUUUAUUAUACAAAUUUUAAAAUAAUAAGUUGUAAUGAUUUUGUAUCUUGAUAAAUAUAUUAAAGCUAAUCAACAAAUUUCACUUCCCCCCCCCCCCCCCCCCCCCCCCAAAAAAAAAAAGAGGCUGAAACAAAUUUGAUCACAUGUGAACCAAUUAAACUAAAUUACUUGUGAAAUGUGUUUGACAUCUUGGAUUUACUAACAGAUUGAAGAUCCCAAAACGGCUAUUGUUGUAAAGAAUCUGAUAGGAACCUUCAAGGUAUUUUGGUCCUAAGAAUAAUUUAAUAUUUUUUCCAAAUUCUGUUUUUUUAUAUUGGAGAUUUUCUCGUGAAUGCGUUUGGAUUGUAUUGCCCUGAAUGUUUUUCAUAUUUUCUAGUUCUGGACAACUUGUGACUGUUUACUGUGCACUUAGGUGUGAACCAUAUUGGUAACUGUUGAUGUUUAAUUGGUCAAUAUUUGUCAGCUUUGGCUACUUUACUAAUUAUAACAUGUAUUCAUUUGUUUGGUAAAUAUUUCAAAUGCAUAGUGAAAUGCUUUUAUCUGUAACAAAAGCCCCUUUUAUUCUUACAGAAUUCAGGAUUAUUUUUCAUCUUCAGAUAUUUUAGACUACAUAUAAUGCUUGCAUAUAAAUGUAUCUGUUAAUGGCAUGGGUUUUUCGUUUUCACACAAUUAUUUAUAGAUCUGUGUUGCAAUAUUUUGAUACAGAUCUCUUAGCAAUCUUUGGCAGAGAGUUCUUUUUUUUAUUCUUUUUUUUUAUUUGAGUAAAAAUGGCCAUGACAGCUUUUUAAAUUUUAGGUUAGAACGUUUUAUCCUUUUAAGUUAUUUUCAUUACUGAUUUUGUCGAUUUUUUAUAACUUUGCAAUUCAACAUUUUGUAACAGUAUUGCACUCAUUUCAGAGGCAAAUCUUUUUCAUUUUCUAAAGUGUUAAAGUACUAACACAUAUUUCUAAAAACACGUAAGACAAGACAUAUUUUAUUACUAGUAUGAUAGAAGUUUACUAUUGUAUUUAUGGGAUCUGUAUUAUAGAUACAGAGUUUGUGGUUUAUAACAGUAAGCAGUUAUCAUUUGUGGUGUAAUUCACAGUGAAGCCUUUAUGAAUUAUAAAGUAUUUACAUGAAAGGGAUUUGCCUAUGAAGACCAUUUGGUCAGUCAUCACAAGCUGUUUUACUAGUCAUUUGUUUUUGUUUUGCUCAUUUGCAUAUUUGUAAAUAUUAUACAUUGAUCAUCAUUUUGUCAUCUUUUUACAGCUACUGUAAACUGGCAAACCACAAUAUACAUGUAGUUAAGAAAUCCUUAUUAAUAAUAGCUUUACAAGAUUAUGUUAACUUACAAAAAUAAUAUGAGCAGCAUCUUCAUGCCCAGGUGUGAUAUUACGGUUGAAAGGGCCCUAAGCAGAUUAUUCAGUCCUUAGUCAUAUGAAGUCAGUAAACACAUACAAGUUCAGAAAAGAAGAUUUUAAGAUGGUAAUACUAUGUUGAAAACAAACCAAAAAACCAAAACAGUUUCAUCCUAAACAACAUUUGUUAAAAUUUGGUUUGUCAUGGGUGAAUUGCCCGAUUUAUGCUUCCCUAAUGUCUUCGCUGCCCAUUUUGUCCACAGUAUAAAUGUAUAUUAAUGUUCUUUGUUCAACUAAUCAUGGAAAUGUGAAACUAGGAGCCAAUUUCACAAAACAUCUAAGUUUAUGUUUACAGUAACAGCUGUGGUACGUGUUCAUCAUGUUUUGGAAUCUAAUUCAUGUAAAAUAUUACGCUAUUAUGAAAGACAGAUCACAGUAAAGAAAAAAACAAUGAUUUACAUAUAUUUAGAAGUUUAUUAUUUGUACUGUUCUUACAGAAUUUGUUUUCCAAUCAGAGGUUUAUGUUUACAUGAAAAACUAGGCUUACGAUGUUUUCUUUGAAAGUGGUCCCUAACUCUGAAAUUAAUUUAAUCACUAAUUACUAUUGUUUUGUCAAAAACAAGGGGAAAAAAGACCAGUUUUAAAUAUAUGAAGUUUUAUUCAUCAUAUUUCUCAUUGAUGUGAUUACAUGUAAAUGUUGUAUUUAUAGAAAUAUAAUCUGUAUAAAAUUGUGACUUUUUCAAAUAGAAAUGAUGUCUUAACUGUUAAUUGUUGGUAGCUAUCACUGCAUUUUACAUUUAUCACACAAUUGUUUAAACACAAGACAUACAUGUAUUUGCUUAUUGGUAGUGGCUGUUAUUGGGGGUUUUGUAGUUUUUUUGCUCAUUAAAUUUUGAAAAUAUUACAUACUGGUUAAUGGCAUGAGAAAAAUAGAGGUUAUAAAAAUUAUAUUAUUUAAAUAACGGAAUACAGCAGGUGGACAGGGUUUUGUUUUCUUCAAAUAAACAUUUUUGUUGCACUUAAGAACUAUAAGAGAAAUAGGUUCAUAACAUGGCAAUGCCAAUACAGAGAAACUGAUUUCAUUGUAAUAUUUAUCUUUUCUCAUAUGUAUCUGAUUUAAAAACUUUUUUUUUUUUGUUAAUGUGCUUACAUUUUAGUAGAUAUAUCUUUUUAAAAUAAAUUAUUUAUUAUAAUUGUUUAUUUUUUAAUUAUUAAGUUUAUUUAUUUUUUGUUUGAGCCCUUAGAAAACACUGACUAAGAGAGAUUUGAAGUAAAGUGCCUUAAUUCUGUUACUAAUUCACACUAAACUGGUCUACUUGACCAGAUGAAUGCGUAACCUGUUUGAGGCCAUUUGUAGAUCGGUGUACUGGCAUUUGCUAGAGACAUUUUACUUUUACAAUUAUGAAUAACAAAUUUAGAUUAUUUUUUUAAGAGCAUUGAAGAUGGAAGGGAAGUUUAUGAACCAGUAAGAUUUUUCCCAGUUGAAUUAAUACCAGUGUUUAAAAACAAUCAAUUUAAUUUUUCCAAGCUUCCUAUUCUUGAUAAGUCUGCUGUUUGUGUGUUAAGUCAUUAAUUGUAUUUAAUCUUACAUCUAAAAGUCGGUGACAAUGUAAUUACUGUAGAAUUUCUAUAUAAUUUAUUGCAAUGUGUAACUUACAUGUAUGUAUAAGAAAUUACCACAUUUUGAAGUGGUAGAAAUUAACCUCAAGCAGCCUCAGCUUCCUAUAUACCUGGGUACUUCCUAUAAACAUAGGUACUUCCUAUAUACAUGUACAUGGGUACUUCCUAUAAACAUAGGUACUUCCCAUAUAUACAUGAUACAUGGGUACUUCCUAUAAACAUUGGAU
Molecule: messenger RNA, 6930 nt
Organism: Gigantopelta aegis
Lineage: Eukaryota; Metazoa; Mollusca; Gastropoda; Neomphalida; Peltospiridae
Product: CD9 antigen-like
Exons: 9
Coding region: 118-861 (247 amino acids)
Cellular component (GO): membrane
Source: RefSeq, a predicted model, not a curated record